Messenger RNA from Hyla sarda, 1885 nucleotides. RefSeq names its product VRK serine/threonine kinase 3 (gene VRK3). Gene Ontology annotation, cellular component: nucleus; cytoplasm. Bases 150 to 1520 code for a protein of 456 amino acids. Lineage: Eukaryota; Metazoa; Chordata; Amphibia; Anura; Hylidae. The record is from RefSeq and is a predicted model, not a curated record. Gene Ontology annotation, molecular function: protein serine/threonine kinase activity; ATP binding. The transcript is spliced from 15 exons. Gene Ontology annotation, biological process: peptidyl-serine phosphorylation; signal transduction.
ACAAUUGCCAGCAGAGGGAGCUCUUCUUGUAUGUUCUCUGAGUUUCCUGCACGGUUUCACUUUCCUUCUCGACUUGAGGUCACGUGUUGUUGACGCUCCGCAGUUCGUGUACAGAUCGUUUUUGGUGUUUGAGCAGCAGAGUGGAGAGAAUGCUUAUAAAUUUUUGCCCUCAGUGUGGAGAGAAUGCAGAAGACAAAUUCCAUUUUUGCCCAUAUUGUGGAAUAAAAUUUCCUAGAGAUGAAGCUGAAGAGUCUGAGGCUGUUGACGUCAAUGAACAUACACAGAAGUCAGUUUACAGAACACCUGUAAAAUUUUUUGAAGAUGUUCAUGAUCAGAAUGAAGCAAGCUGCAGUACUUCACCUCAAGUAGUACAAAGCAGGGCAUCAACCAGGAGCGCCUCUAAAGAAUCUGGUGAUGGAAAAUGUGUGGAAAGAAAUUCAGCAGGUGCUUCAAGGUCUGUUUUGAAGAGAAAAUUAAGCAGCACCCCAGAAAAGGAACAAAAGAAAAAAACGUCAUCACCAGCAAAACCUAACUCUAAGAUUGAAAUGAGCCCCAGGAGUAAAAAAGCUAAGCAUGUACCUGUGCAGCCCCUCCCAGAAGAUGAAGUUUUGACUGAUACUAACAGCAAAAAAUGGGUGCUUGGCAAACUCUUAGUGCAGGAGAAGACUGGAAUUUAUUAUAAUGUGCAUAUACAUUCCAAAGGUGACCAGAAGUGCAGCGUGUUAAAACUGGAUGCCAAAGAUGGAAAGAUCUACAAUGAACAGAACUUUUUCCAGAGAGCAGCUAAGAAAAUGACAGUUGAUAAAUGGAAAAAGUCUCACAAUUGCCCUGCACUGGGGAUCCCAAAUUGUAUUGGUUUUGGAGUGCAUAAUGAUUACAGGUUUUUAGUGUUUUUUACACUGGGACAAAAUCUUCAGACUGUUAUCAAUGAAAUGAAUCAUCAAAUGUCAGAGACAGCAGUCUACCAAAUUCUGUGCAGGAUGAUUGAUGUACUGGAAUAUGUUCAUGAAAAUGAGUAUGUCCAUGGUGACAUCACAGCUGACAAUAUAUAUGUAAACUCUGAUUAUCAAGAGGUGUAUCUUUCAGGAUAUUAUAAUGCGUUUCGCUAUUGCCCUGAUGGAAAACAUGUGACAUAUAGGGAACUCAACACAACUCCCCAUGAAGGCACAGCUGAGUUCAUUAGCCUGGAUCUUCACAAAGGCGUUAGACCAACCCGCCGCAGUGAUUUGGAAUCCUUGGGGUAUUGCAUGCUGAAAUGGCUGUGUGGAUCCUUACCAUGGAGUGAUGAAACAAAUCCAACCUCUAUAAUGGAGUAUAAAAAGAGAUUUAGAACAGAUCUACCAGGACUCCUUAAACAGUGCUUUAACAAAAGGAAAAUUGCAGAAGUGUCGAAACUGUACCUGGAAAAUGUUAUGAACCUGAACUAUGAAGAAAAGCCGGAUUACCAUACAAUUCGGAACUAUUUUUCCACUGUUCUACAAAAAGCACGUGUUGAUCCCUAUGAUCGUGUAAAACUGUAAAGAAGAUCGGCAGUUGUGAAGGCCAUCAAUUCUUUACUGAACAAUUUUACUGAACAAAAAGAAGUGCUUUAUCUACUGGAGUUGUUGUUUCUCAGGCGUAUUUGAAGCUCUAUUUAUGGUACAAUGUUUUCCAAACAUGCUGUGUAAGCUAAAUUUUAAUGAUAACCUAAAUUAAUCUAGAUUCUUUUAAGAUUGUUCACCUCAAGAGAGGUGAGGUUGUUAGCUUUUAAACCAUUUACUAAAUUUAAAGUUAGUGUAUAUAUAUCACCUUUUUUGAGUAUAUAUUCUGUUUAUCUUUCAUACACUGUAAAACAUUCAAGCAUAUCUAUCCUCUCCCCCAAAUAAUAAAAAACUGUUGUGUGUUA